Mesocricetus auratus (golden hamster) is the source of this 2508-nucleotide messenger RNA. It is a transcript of the gene B3gnt2, whose product is annotated as UDP-GlcNAc:betaGal beta-1,3-N-acetylglucosaminyltransferase 2. NCBI's taxonomy places the organism in Eukaryota, Metazoa, Chordata, Mammalia, Rodentia, Cricetidae. The coding region runs from base 234 to 1427 and encodes 397 amino acids. Gene Ontology annotation, molecular function: hexosyltransferase activity. The transcript has 2 exons. The record is from RefSeq and is a predicted model, not a curated record. Gene Ontology annotation, cellular component: membrane.
CGGGAGCCGCGGCCGGGAGUGAGGCGCAGCGGCGGCGGCGGCAACAAGUGCCCGGAGCUGAGGCGAGAGCCGGAGCCGCCCCGACCCCGCCGGCCGCCCGUCCACGUCGUGCAUGGAGCCACAGCGGCGGCGGUCGCGGGGCUGAGCCGCACGCGCGGCUGGGACGUGGAUGCGGCCGCGGUCUCCCGCCCCGCCCCGCAGACCUGGAGCUGCCCCUGGACAAGAUAUGAGAAAUGAGUGUUGGACGUCGAAGAAUAAAGUUGUUGGGUAUCCUGAUGAUGGCAAAUGUCUUCAUUUAUUUGAUUGUGGAAGUCUCCAAAAACAGUAGCCAAGAAAAAAAUGGAAAGGGGGAAGUAAUAAUACCCAAAGAAAAGUUCUGGAAGACAUCCAGCCCUUCGCGGGCAUACUGGAACAGAGAGCAAGAGAAACUCAACAGGUGGUACAAUCCCAUUCUGAACAGGCUGGCCAACCAGACAGGGGAUGUGUACGCAGCUCCAAACACAAGCCAUCUGGGCUAUUGUGAGCCUGACCCAAGGGUCAUGACAGCUGUGACAGACUUUAAUAACCUGCCGGACAGAUUUAAAGACUUCCUCUUGUAUUUGAGAUGCCGAAACUACUCACUGCUCAUAGAUCAACCGAAGAAAUGUGCAAAGAAACCCUUCUUACUGUUGGCAAUUAAGUCCCUCAUUCCGCAUUUUGCCAGAAGGCAAGCAAUUCGGGAAUCUUGGGGCAGAGAAACCAAUGUGGGGAACCAGACAGUAGUGAGAGUCUUCUUGUUGGGCAAGACGCCCCCAGAGGACAACCACCCUGACCUUUCAGACAUGCUCAAGUUUGAGAGUGAGAAGCACCAGGACAUUCUCAUGUGGAACUAUAGAGAUACUUUCUUCAACCUGUCUCUGAAGGAGGUGCUGUUUCUCCGGUGGGUGAGCACUUCCUGUCCAGAUGUGGAGUUUGUUUUUAAAGGCGAUGACGACGUAUUUGUGAACACUCACCACAUCCUGAAUUACUUGAACAGCUUAUCCAAGAACAAAGCCAAAGAUUUGUUCAUAGGUGAUGUGAUCCACAAUGCUGGGCCUCAUCGGGAUAAGAAACUCAAGUACUAUAUCCCAGAAGUCUUCUACACUGGGGUCUAUCCUCCGUAUGCAGGGGGAGGUGGGUUCCUGUACUCUGGCGCCCUGGCCCUGAGACUGUACAAUGUAACUGACCGGGUCCACCUCUACCCCAUAGAUGAUGUCUAUACUGGAAUGUGCCUUCAGAAACUGGGCCUUGUUCCAGAGAAACACAAAGGCUUCAGGACAUUUGAUAUUGAAGAGAAAAAUAAAAAAAAUAUUUGUUCAUAUAUAGAUCUAAUGUUAGUACAUAGCAGAAAACCUCAAGAGAUGAUUGAUAUUUGGUCUCAGUUGCAGAGUCCUAAUUUAAAAUGCUGAGGUACAUCGGAGCUACAUUUCACACAAAGGCCUAUCCUGACUAGUUCCCAUGUUGUGCUUGCACAGUAGGGUGACUUCUGUAAGAAGCCAUCAGCCUUGAUGAGUAGCGUAGCAUCUGAGCCUCAAGCCCUUAGUCCCACACUUUUGUGGCCAGGGGAAAAGCUGAAGAUAAUUCCCCAUGGCAGUGUGACUGGUUCUGACCCUUCCUCCGGCUGCCAGUCCUCAGUUCCUAGAAUCCAUCACUUUCUUUACGAAAGGAAAGCUACCAUGCAGCACACACAGUUCAUCUCGUCUGGCCUUACGGCCGUGAGAAAGACAAAAGGUUUCCUUUGACUCGUGUUUGGUUUGCUGGGUAGCAUCAUGAUAGUUGAUUUUCGUAUUUGGAAAUCUUGGGUGUGAUUCCUAAUGGCCAACUGAGGACUCAGUAGCCGGACAGCCAUGUGGAUUUGUGAAUGUUCAGCGUGGGUCAGGGAAGCAUUUGUGACUUUUGAACGUGAAAUGAAAAGCUAGGUUUUGGAGACAUUUUCUUAAGUGGGUUGUCAGGUUAAAACUCCAGGAUUCUAUUCUUGCCAUGGUCUCUAUCACGUGUUGCUUAGCCGAAGCUCUUCUGAGUAGUGAUGCUUCCCUGUCUCGGUGUAGAAGUACCUGUGUUUUUAUUUAUUGUUCAGAUCAAAGACCAAAACAUUUUCUUAAAAAUAUUUUGUGUAAUAUUUUAUUUGUAUACAGUGUUGUUUGUGAAAUAUUUAACUAGAGCAUGAUAUUUUAUUUUUUCUCAAUUUAAAUUAGUUUUUUGAGACUUUCAUACAAUGUGUUUUGAUCCAUAUUCCUCCCAGAUCCAGCCCCAGCAUGUUUUAAAUGUUAAGCUGUAACAUAUGUUGAAUAAAGUUAACUCUUAUUUUUGAAUUUUAAAAUUUGGAUUGGGGGGUUAGGACUGCUAGAGUUGAUAAAGUUCUGCCAAAUUGUUGCUUAUACCUUGUAUCUUGUAACAUGCUUUCUUGAAAUAUUUUGUGUUUUAGAGGGUUCUCCUUUGUGCUGUUAGGGACUGGGGGAAAAGCGGAAAUAAAGUGACUGUAUUUUUUAA